AUUGAAUUUCAAGGUGUUCUCGUGAAAGAACUUGCUCUGAGGUUUUUUUGGGGACAGUGGCCAAGGCUUGGAGGAGCCCAAACUAACCGUCCGAGACCGGAAACUUCAGCUGUAGUUUCUGCCUUCGGUAAUGAUGUUCCACUUGUCUCUCGUACUGCGUUGUGAGUAAACGCGAGCAGAAAGGUUUUUGGUUUGUUUACCUGUUCUGGGAGUAGCGUCUGAAAGAAAAUGAGCGAGCAACAAGCUUUCAAGCAGAGUCCCAAUUUAAAACCAGCCUGUCCACCCCUGCCUGUCAGCGGCUGUCCAGCAUCGCUCUUCAAGGCUGAGAAACGCAAAGGGCCUUUUAACAGAAGCAGAGAAGGGAAUGAUUUAGGUCGCGAGCGGAGGGCCUGCGGCGCGAAGAGGACAGCGGGAGGCGUCUCGCGGCCCGGCCUGGCCUCGGGGAGCUGCAGCUGGCGCUCCGCGGAUUCCUGUGCGAAAGGCGAGGGUGGCCAGGCGUCAGUGGAGAGGUGUCAGCCGAAGCCCAGGCAGGCAGCGGGAGUCCCGGUGGUGACCCUGGUGCCCUUCAGCAUGCGUGGCCCCAGGGCCUGGGCUGGGGGCCCCCUCUCCUUGCCGAAUCAGGUCAGCUCCAGGGAGGCGGGGCUCCACACCACAUGGUCCGGCCAGAGACUGCGCCUGCUCCAGAGCCAGGCUGACAUCCGGCUGUGCCACCAGCGCAAGGAGCUGACCAAGAGAGGACGACGGCAGCCCCUGCGAGCGAUGGGAUCUCUCUUCACAGGCCUGGGAAUCCUCUGGUACCGGAGCCGGGAAGCGGAGCGCGGAUUAGGACACAUCUCCUCCUCCGAGCGAGCGGCCCCAUCUGUUUCCCCAGCCUCCGCCACCCCGUCUGGGUGCCCCCUGCCAAAAACCAGCAAAUGUGCCUCGAGUGGUUUUGUGUAUUGGUGACACGCCAAUAAUAAUAAAAACAAUUACCGGACUCCUGAGGUCUGAUUCCGAGAUAAUUGAGUAGCUCUGCUGUUCAAAGUGCUGACAGAGGACAGUUUUCAAAGUCGUGCCCUGAUAUCCUGUCAUCUCCUGGGGCCCUUCGUGGGAGCCCAAGACACCUAGAGAAAAGAAAACUUUAUUAUAAAUGAGCAAAAUCAGCUUAAUUGUCUUCAGUAAGUCAUAAGGAACAUUUGCAUUUAGUUUUACAAUUUAAAUUAUAAUGUGAAGGAAUUUUCAAUAAAUGCU
Molecule: messenger RNA, 1230 nt
Organism: Lepisosteus oculatus (spotted gar)
Lineage: Eukaryota; Metazoa; Chordata; Actinopteri; Semionotiformes; Lepisosteidae
Source: RefSeq, a predicted model, not a curated record